AUGGAGUCCAAUGUUGAAAAGAAGAAUGAUGAACGUGAUGAUGGGGUUGGUGACAAAGUAGAGGCAAGAACAGCAGCGGGGUCAUUGCGCAUGGUUUUGAAACUGGCAGACUGGAAAGACAUGGUGUUGAUGGUCCUGGGGACAAUAGGGUGUGUUGCAGAUGGGUCGGCCAUGGCUUUGAUCUUGGUCGUUCUUAGCAAGCUAAUGAACAGUUAUGCAGCUGGUGCUUCUUUCAACUUUGGAGUCAUAAAUAAGUUUGCAUUGGAUUUAACCUACGUAGCUGUUGGAGUGGGUUCUGGCGCAUUUCUUGAAGGAUUCUGUUGGGCUCGAACUGCGGAAAGGCAAAUCUCCAGACUAGGUAGGAAAUAUUUAGAAGCAGUUCUGAGGCAAGAUGUUGGGUUUUUUGAUAUAAAUCAUGGGGCAUCCAUGACAUCCCAAGUUGUUAGCAGUAUUUCUGAUGACACACUGACUGUACAAGGUGUUCUUACGGAGAAGAUAGCAAAUUUCAUCACAAAUAUAUCGAUGUUCAUCACAGCUCAAAUUGCCGCUGCGUAUCUUAGUUGGAGACUGACUAUCGUUGGUGUCCCUGCAUUGUCAAUGUUGAUCAUUCCUGGGAUAGUAUAUGGCAAGCUUUCCGCAGAGAUUGCAAAGAGGAUGCAGCAAUCUUAUGCAAGUGCUGGUGGAAUAGUGGAGCAAACAUUGUCCUCCAUAAGAACCGUUUACUCCUAUGUUGGAGAGGAUCAAAUGGUGAAGAGCUAUAAGUCUGCACUAGAGCCUACAUUGAAGCUUGGUAUCAAACAAGGAUUAAUCAAGGGAAUGGCAAUGGGUAGUAUUGGAGUUACGUUUGCAGUGUGGGCACUUCAGGGUUGGUAUGGUAGCACCUUGGUCACCAACAAGGCAGCCAAAGGCGGGGAUGUAUUCGCUGCUGGAGUAUGCAUUAUAUAUGGAGGGCUUUCUCUUGGGAGUGCUCUAAUAAAUGUUAAAUACUUUGCUGAGGCAAACGUGGCAGCUUCACGGAUAUUUGAGAUGAUUCAGCGAGUUCCUUAUAUCGACUCUGCAAAUCAACAAGGCAAGAUGAUAUUAGAUGUCAAAGGUCAAUUGGAAUUUGAAGACAUAGACUUUGCAUAUCCUUCAAGACCAGGUAGCUUGGUAUUACAAAGGUUCAGUCUAGCAGUAAAAGCCUGUCAGAUUGUUGGUUUGGUUGGCAAAAGUGGAUCAGGUAAAUCAACGAUCGUAAAUUUGAUUGAAAGAUUCUACGACCCUCUUAUGGGAGAAAUCCUCCUUGAUGGCAUUAACAUAAAGGAGUUUCAGCUGAAAUGGCUGCGGAGUCAGAUUGGUUUAGUUAGCCAAGAAACUAUUCUUUUCAGAACCUCAAUCAAAGAAAAUAUUCAAUUCGGGAAAGAGGAUGCGACAAUGGAAGAGAUCGUUAGAGUGGCAAAAGCAGCCGAUGCCCACAACUUCAUUAGUCAACUACCUGAUGGUUAUGAUACUCUGGUAGGAACACUGGGAAUUCAGAUGUCUGAAGGGCAGAAACAAAGGAUUUCCAUAGCAAGGGCAUUGUUAAGGGACCCAAGAAUCCUGCUGCUUGAUGAAGCUACGAGCGCACUGGAUUUGCAUUCAGAAAAGGCCGUUCAGGUAGCCUUAAAUCAUGCCUCAGAAGGACGAACCACUGUUAUCAUUGCGCAUCGCAUCUCAGCUCUCCGCAAUGCCAACUUAAUUGCAUUUAUACAAGCAGGACAAGUUGCUGAAUCUGGUUCUCAUGACCAACUUAUGCAAAAGAGGAAUGGCCUGUACUCAGCAAUGGUGCAGCUGCAAAGAACUUUAAUAAAUAAUGAAGUAAGACCAACAUCAGCUGCUAGUGAAUUUAAUAGCUUUGUUUCACAGGAAGAAGGAACUGCUUGCAAACAAGAAAUAGAGGACAAAUUGGUUCAUGACAAUUCCAUUAAAGAGAAGAGUAUCGUCCAGUGGCAAGAAGAUCAACAAGACGAUCAAAAAGGUUCCCCAUCUAUAUGGCAGUUACUUCGAAUGACUGCACCAGAGUGGAAGUCAACCCUGAUAGGUUUCAUGGCCGCUCUUUGCUAUGGACUAAUUCAGCCAUUGCACUCUUUCUGCCUUGGUGCUCUUCUAUCUGUCUAUUUUAUAGACAAGCAUGAUGAGAUUAGGUCACAAACAAAAAUUUACUGCUUUGCCUUCUUGUCCUUUGCUAUAUUUGCUCUCAUCACCAAUGUCAUUCAGCAUUACAGCUUUGGGAUCAUGGGAGAGCGCUUGACAAAAAGGGUGAGAGAGGCUCUUUUUGGCAAGAUUGUGACGUUUGAGAUGGAAUGGUUUGAUAAAGAAAACAACAGUACUGGGGCCCUCUAUUCAAGACUAGCCACAGACGCAACUAUGGUAAGAACUCUUGUUGCUGAUCGCUUGUCAUUUUUGACUCAGUCUAUCUCAGCAGCAACUCUAUCAGUUAUUUUGGGCAUGGUGUUGUCGUGGAAACUUGCACUUGUAUCCAUUGCUCUGCAGCCACUCAUCAUUGGUUCCUUCUAUACUAAAGCAAUAAUAAUGAAGAGCAUGUCUGAGAAAAUACUCAAAGCACAGAACAAGAGCAGUGACCUAGCAAGUGAGGCGGUAGGAAACCAUAGAAUCAUUACAGCAUUCUAUUCUCAAAAAAGGGUGUUAGAACUUUAUGAAAUUACACAAAAAAACCCAACUAAAGAAAGCCAUAAGCAGUCUUGGAUUGCAGGGUUUGGAUUGUUCUUCUCACAGUUCCUCACAGCUGCCAAUCCAGCAUUAGUAUUCUGGUAUGGUGGGAAACUGUUGUACCAUGGGGAUGUCUUGUACAAGCACUUAUUUCAGACUUUCUUCAUCCUGACUACAACUGGAAGAGUCAUAGCAGAAACAGGAAGCAUGACCCUAGACUUAACGAAGGGCACAACAGCAUUGAAUUCAAUUUUUAUGAUUUUGAAAAGAAAAAGUAAGAUUGAUCCGGAUGAUGUAGAUGGCAUUAAACCAGAAAAGAUUAGCGGAGAUAUAGAGCUUAAACAUGUGGAUUUCUACUACCCAUCCAGACCAAAACAGAUCAUAUUAAAGAAUUUAUGCCUACGAAUUGAUGCUGGAAAAGUUGUUGCUUUAGUUGGACAAAGUGGGUCCGGAAAAUCAACAAUUAUUAGAUUGAUCGAAAGGUUUUAUGACCCAUGGAGAGGAUCAGUUGAAGUUGAUGGACUCGACAUCAAGUCCUAUAAUCUACAUGCUCUGAGGUCACAUGUUGCAUUUGUAAGUCAGGAACCUAGUAUUUUUGCAGGAACAAUUCGUGACAACAUUGCAUAUGGCAAAAAGAAUGUAACUGAUGCUGAAAUAGUUGAAGCAGCAAUCACAGCAAAUGCACACGAUUUUAUAAGUUCCAUGAAGGAUGGCUAUGCCACAUACUGUGGAGAAAGGGGCACACAGCUAUCAGGGGGACAAAAGCAAAGGAUAGCACUUGCUCGAGCCAUCUUGAAGAAUCCUGCAAUAUUGCUAUUAGAUGAGGCAACAAGUGCACUGGAUGUCAAUUCAGAGAAACUCAUUCAAGAUGCAUUAGAAAAGACAAUGAUAGGUAGAACAUGUGUUGUUGUGGCUCAUCGACUAUCUACCAUUCAAAAGUCAGAUAAAAUAUCCGUGAUUGACAACGGGAAAGUUAGAGAAGAGGGAACCCACGGUGAGCUGCUUGCUAAAGGAGAAAAUUCUGCUUAUUUCACCCUGGUAAAACUCCAACAGCUUGCCGCCAUGUGACAUUAAGUCCUCCAGAUAACUGGCUAUACUAAGAAGGAAACAACUAGUUAAUCCUGAGACUGCAUAGAAUUAGGCAAACAUUUGGCAGCUUUCACAGGAAAAUGUAUAAAAUCAGCAAGUCAGCUUCAGUCUGCACAACUUCAUCUUCUUUUACUUCAUUUUAGCGAGGAAUGCAAUGUUAAGCAUGUAUUAAUUACCUCUUUGACUGUGUCCUAUUAGCUGUAUAGGUUUUUUAGUUCUCCUUUUCCACAAAAAGAGGUGCAUCAAUUUUCUCUUUUGAUUUUUAUCACUUAAAAUGAAACUAGAAUAUAAUAUUCUUGGCCAACGCUGCCUAGUUUUGACCCCAAGUGGACAUCCCAGAUGGUUCGACGAAUCUUACAAAGGAGAGGUAAGGUUUACAAGA
This is a messenger RNA of Durio zibethinus, 4159 nucleotides long. NCBI's taxonomy places the organism in Eukaryota, Viridiplantae, Streptophyta, Magnoliopsida, Malvales, Malvaceae. The record is from RefSeq and is a predicted model, not a curated record.